UGCGAAAUGUUGUUGAAGUACAGUUUAAUUUUGGCUCUCUGCCUGGCGGCAGUGGUCGUAAGCAAUGCCGAGCGUGCGCGUUAUGACAACUAUCGCGUCUAUAAGGUGACCGCCUCCAAUGCCAAGGAGCUGGCAUUUUUGAAGAAAAUGGAAGACUCUAGUGAUUCGUUGAUUUUCUUGGAGGGUGUACACGAUGUGAACAACGAAAUAGAAGUUGUUGUAGCGCCUCACAAGUUACCCGAUUUUCUGAAAGCCUUAGAGGACAACGAGAUCGAUUACGUAUUGAUCGAGAAUAAUUUGCAAGCGCAUCUCGAUAAUGACGAGGUCACACAGAUCGCAUCACGUGCUGGUGGUUAUGGAUGGGAGGAGUACUAUGAACUGGACACUACCUACACUUGGCUGCAAUCAUUGCCCAGUUCAUAUCCGGGUGUAGUGACUCUCAUUGAGGGUGGCAAAUCUUAUGAGAAACGUUCGAUUUUGGGUGUAAAAAUUUCAUAUAAUAACGGUCAAUCGCAAAAACCCGGUAUCUUCCUGGAAGCUGGUAUUCAUGCACGUGAAUGGAUUGCACCGGCCACCGCUACAUACAUCAUCAAUCAACUAUUGACGUCAGAGAAUGAUACUAUUACGGAUUUGGCUCGGAAUUACGAUUGGUACAUUUUCCCGCAUGCCAAUCCCGAUGGCUAUGUUUACACCCACACUACGAAUCGUUUGUGGCGCAAGACCCGUCAGCCCCAUGGCACCUGUUAUGGCGCAGAUCCCAACCGUAACUGGGGCUUUUACUGGAAUACGGUCGGCGCUAGCAGCAAUGAAUGCUCUGACACCUAUGCUGGCCCCAAUGAAUUCUCUGAACUCGAAACGCUAUCGUUGUCGAAGUACAUCAAAUCAUUGGAGGGAAAAAUCCAAUUGUAUAUAUCCUUCCACUCGUACUCUCAAUAUGUGCUUUACCCAUAUGGACAUACCAACGAACUGCCUGAUAAUGUCGAAGACUUCGAACGUGUAUUCAAUGUUACAGUGGCUGGUAUUGGCCAGCGAUAUGGCACCAAGUAUACCGGUGGUAAUAUUUACGAUGCCAUUUAUCCAGCUGCGGGUGCUAGUGUCGACUGGGCUUACGCCAACGUCGGCACUCGCAUGGCGUUCUGUCUUGAAUUGCGUCCAGGUCCAAAUUCCAUCCUCACUGGUUUCAGACUGCCAGCCGAACAGAUUAUACCCACCGGUGAGGAAACUCUGGAUGGAUUGGCCGCUAUGGUUAACGAAGUUAAGACUUUAGGUUACUUUGUGUAAUGAAGAGUGAAGAAUAAAAAAAAAACUUUCAAAAGAUUUGACCAUUGCUUUACAAAACAUAGAAUGCCUCAUUUGCUUGCUUGGCCCUCAAGGAAAUACAUUACUUCGAUUGCUUAUUAUGCAGAAAGCUUAAAUAUCUAAUGAGCAGCGUUUAACUUCAAAGGUUUGUUUUUUUCAUAGGC
Messenger RNA from Anastrepha obliqua, 1463 nucleotides. RefSeq names its product zinc carboxypeptidase A 1-like. Lineage: Eukaryota; Metazoa; Arthropoda; Insecta; Diptera; Tephritidae. The coding region runs from base 7 to 1281 and encodes 424 amino acids. Gene Ontology annotation, molecular function: zinc ion binding; metallocarboxypeptidase activity. The transcript has a single exon. Gene Ontology annotation, biological process: proteolysis. The record is from RefSeq and is a predicted model, not a curated record.